GGUACAGCCUUGUAACCUUAGAAGUCUCCUUUAAAUCUUCGGCUGAGAAAGGGAGAACUCACAUCCUGCCCUCUUCUCUCCUCUCUCGCCCAAGAGCCACAGAUACUUGGAGUGCAUGGCUCUCAAGAACCAGAUAUCAUAUCCCUCCUUAGCUGAACUAGAUCCUGUUGUGGCUCCUCUCCAACCUACUUUGCCGUGCCCAAGAUGUGGUGGUCCGUGUACCAUCCCCGAUCCUUUCAGCUUGUCUAUCAGCUGCAAGCUUUGCGAUCUAACUGCAUCAUAUCACAACGAUGGCAAAUUCAUCGUCAUCGUAGAAGGCUCGCCGAUUAGCGUCCGAGAAGACACUAUCAAAUACAACAUGGGCGCCCUCAAAGUCAUCGGUGGCGGCAGCAUCUGCAUCGACCGUCAAAACAACGUCUACGUCAAGGGUGGCAGCAAAAUUUCCAUCCACCGGUGCAACAACAUCCACGUCGAAGGCGGUGGUGAUGUCUCCGUCCAUCGGUGCAACAACAUCCAUGUCGAGGGUGGUGGCAGCGUCUCCGCGCACCGGUGCAACAACAUCCACGUCGAGGGUGGCGGGAAAAUCUCUGUCCAUCUUUGCAACGACAUCCGCGUUGAGUGCAUCGGCGAUGUCGCCGUCCACCGGUGCAACAACGUCCUUGUCCAGGGUGGUGGUAACGUCUCCGUCCACCGGUGCAACAACAUCGAUGUUGAGGGCGGAGGUGAUGUCUCCGUCCACCGGUGCAAUGGUUUUCGCGUUGACGGAGGGCGGGACAUCAGAGUUCAUAGGUGCAACGGCGUCCAGAUUGAGAGAAGUGGGAACAUCUGCAUCCAUCGGUGCAAUAAUAUUUAUGCCAAAAAGAGUGGUAAUAUCCGCAUCAACCGUUGCAACGAUGCCCAUUUAGAAGGGAGUGGUGAAGUACGCAUUCGCCGGUGCAAUAUGGCCGCAGUUGAAAAUUGCGUGGAUGCCUGCAACUUAAAUUGAUGUACUCAGCAGCAGCUUUCUUUUGUCCGUUUGAUGAUUGCAGGAGUCUAGUAAUUACUAUGGAAGACCUUUCGGUUGUGUAUUUCACUGUUUUGUUGGAAGAAGAGCCAAGGUGACUGGUUCUCUUUUCUGUAAAAUUUCCCUGAGAGGCAGCAUAUCCUAUGGUCAUGCUAUCUUUCGUAAAUAAAAGUUGGUUAUUGUCCAUCCGUC
This is a messenger RNA of Elaeis guineensis (African oil palm), 1195 nucleotides long. The record is from RefSeq and is a predicted model, not a curated record. NCBI's taxonomy places the organism in Eukaryota, Viridiplantae, Streptophyta, Magnoliopsida, Arecales, Arecaceae.